Messenger RNA from Parasteatoda tepidariorum (common house spider), 1658 nucleotides. RefSeq names its product inactive fucosyltransferase B. Gene Ontology annotation, cellular component: membrane. Gene Ontology annotation, molecular function: fucosyltransferase activity. NCBI's taxonomy places the organism in Eukaryota, Metazoa, Arthropoda, Arachnida, Araneae, Theridiidae. The record is from RefSeq and is a predicted model, not a curated record.
UAUCAUGCUCUGCUUGAUAUUGAUUUCUUAGUUCUUUAGCAGAAGAAAUACCAUGCUUGAGAUUCAGUCAUGAGAUGGUUUCUUUUUCGUGCGCAGUUGAACCGUUGUCUCAAAUAAAAUCGUUUGCUGGUUUUGUUUAUUAUCUUGUUCUUUAAUAACUACCUAUUGGCAACAAGUAUUAUAAUCAUUCGAUCAUUAAACAGUUUCUAAGAUUCUAUCAAUUAUUUUUCAUGUAGUUAUUAAUUGGGAUAAAUAUGUUGAUUGAAAAAAUAAACUGCCUUUACAAACGUUUUAUCUGACAAAUGUGCUUAACAAGGAAGAAAAGUCAACACCGGAAUGUAUCAUGAAAUCCGCACGCAUUUUUCUCGAAUACCAUUGCGUAUUUUGUACAAAAAUCUGUGCAUCUUCAUUCUGUCCCUUCCAAUCGUCACCUUAAUAUUUGUACUUCUGUACUCUCCUCAGGAAUCUUUCAGAUCAUAUGUUUACUCUAUCGGUAGCUCCGAAAAUCUCAGAAAUUCUUUGAGGACCAUCCAUGCUUUGGAAAAUCCAAUUGAAUCAGCAAAGAAAGAACAAUCCAACAACUUUACCAUUCACGUCUGGCGUCAUGGAGAACGGAUGAAAAGACGCUUUCUGAGGUCUUACGGGAAAGUUUCCAAAGAUCCAUUUGAAUUCUGCAGUGUUAGUAACUGCGUGUUAUCCACUAACGACUCCAUUGUCAAUAACAGUGACGCUGUUUUAUUUCACCUCCAUCAAACCAAAGGACCACACACGCUACCUUCAGAACAUCCAGAUCAUCAGAUCUGGAUAUUUUUCACCGAUGAAUCUCCUUUGCACACAUUCUACGCUUCUAGAAAGUACUCUAUGAAAGAUUAUAACGGACUUUUCAAUUGGAGUAUGACAUAUCGUAGUGAUUCGGAUAUACCCGUUCCUUAUGGAAGAACAGUUCCUUUAUCCGACACCGAGAAAGAACAGUUCAAGCCAAAGAAUCACGCAGCUGUUAAAUCGCGUGGUAUUGCCAUUUUGGGUAGUAACUGCGGUGGACAGAAUCAUAGAUGGGACUAUGUGCAUGAAUUGCAAAACUAUAUCUCCGUAGAUAUUUAUGGAGGUUGUGGCACGCAUAAAUGUCCUGGUCAUUUCAUGAAAGAUUGCCCAAUCAUCAGUGAUUAUAAAUUCUACUUGGCUUUUGAGAACUCAAACUGUAGAGAGUAUAUCACAGAGAAACUUUGGUGGAAUGCUUACCAUAAAGAAGCUGUACCUGUUGUAAUGGGAGCUCCUAAAGAAGACUACUUAAAACUAUGUCCACCUAAAUCGUUCAUCCAUACAGACGAUUUUAAAUCGCCAGCAGAUUUGGCUAAGUACUUAGAGUUUCUCAUGGAAGAUGACGAGGCUUAUAACUCAUACUUUGAAUGGCAACAGGAGUUCAAAGUUGUUAAUGAGCAUGGUUACUUCGGUUCCCCAUCAUUGCAUUUGUGUCGUAUUUGUGAAGCUCUGAAUUAUAAACGUUCCAAUUUGCCAAAGAUUUAUGAUAAUUUGGAUUCUUUUUGGAAUCCAAAGACGGACUGCUUCAAAGCUUCUUGGAAACCAGCCAACUGAUGUUAAUUUAUUUAUAAGUAAAUUAUUUUUAUUUAAAAUUUGUUAAAUUAAAAGAAACUACAACA